This is a messenger RNA of Nelumbo nucifera (sacred lotus), 1783 nucleotides long. Its product is annotated as mitogen-activated protein kinase 3-like. Gene Ontology annotation, molecular function: MAP kinase activity; ATP binding. The record is from RefSeq and is a predicted model, not a curated record. NCBI's taxonomy places the organism in Eukaryota, Viridiplantae, Streptophyta, Magnoliopsida, Proteales, Nelumbonaceae. Gene Ontology annotation, biological process: protein phosphorylation.
GACUACAUAAGAGGUUGAUCAUUCUUUAUCGGAACUACAGAUCAGAGAGAGAGAAACCACGACGACCAACAAAGAAUUGUAGUUGAAGAAGAAGAAGAAGAGGAGACGCCCAAGAAAUGCAAGGAGCUGCUGCUGCUGAUUCGGGGAUGUCUAAUGGCCCUCGGAACAUGAACGCCGGUAACCCUUCGGAUUUUCCGGCCAUUCGGACGCAUGAUGGCCGCUUCAUCCAAUACAACAUCUUCGGUAAUCUGUUUGAGAUCACGUCCAAGUAUCGUCCCCCGAUAAUGCCCAUCGGACGAGGCGCUUACGGAAUUGUCUGCUCGGUAAUGAAUUCGGAGACCAACGAAAUGGUGGCCAUCAAGAAGAUAGCUAAUGCUUUUGACAAUCACAUGGAUGCCAAACGUACACUUCGUGAGAUUAAGCUUCUUCGACAUUUGGAUCACGAGAAUGUUAUCGCCAUAAAAGAUGUAAUUCCACCACCUAUACCAAGAGCAUUUUGUGAUGUCUAUAUUGCUACUGAACUUAUGGACACUGAUCUUCACCAAAUAAUUCGUUCAAACCAAGAAUUGUCAGAGGAGCACUGUCAGUAUUUCUUGUACCAGAUCCUGCGUGGGAUGAAGUACAUACAUUCUGCCAAUGUUAUUCAUAGAGAUUUGAAACCCAGCAACCUCUUGCUUAAUGCAAAUUGUGACCUGAAGAUAUGUGAUUUUGGGCUAGCUCGACCAACUUCAGAGAAUGAGUUUAUGACAGAAUAUGUUGUCACCAGAUGGUACAGGGCACCGGAACUAUUGUUGAACUCCUCAGACUACACUGCUGCAAUUGAUGUGUGGUCAGUGGGCUGCAUAUUUAUGGAGCUCAUGAAUAGGAAACCAUUAUUUCCUGGUAGAGAUCAUGUGCAUCAGAUGCGUCUAUUGACAGAGCUUCUUGGCACACCCGCUGAAGCAGAGCUUGGGUUUGUUAAGAAUGAAGAUGCAAAAAGGUACAUCAGACAACUCCCUCUACAUCCUCGGCAGUCAUUUGCCCAUGUGUUCCCACAUGUUCAUCCAGCUGCAAUUGAUCUCAUUGAGAGAAUGUUGACAUUCGACCCCACCAAAAGAAUUACUGUUGAAGAAGCGCUAGCUCAUCCUUACCUUGAAAGAUUGCAUGAUAUAGCUGAUGAGCCCGUUUGCCCAGAGCCAUUCUCCUUUGAGUUUGAGAAACAAGCCCUAGUGGAAGAGCAAAUGAAGGAGAUGAUAUACAGAGAGGCCUUAGCCUUCAAUCCAGAGUAUGCAAUAUGGUAAGUCUGGUAGACUUUGUUUUAUAGACGGUAAAAAUGGUCUUCGAAUACAAAUAGAGAAAUGGGGGCACACAAACAAGAAAUAGCCACCCUUCUUACAACAAGUCCUAUAUGGUAAGCUUUGUAUGCAAGGGCUAUCAGAAUCCAAUUGGCGAAGUCAGAAUUGCAGAUCAAAUGGUUGUUGUGAUCAUUCUGUCUAGUUGAAUUUGUGGGGUUCACUGUUUGCGUGUCAUGCAUGAUUAUAGCCUGUCAUGCCAUCUAUAAUCAGACUUGCACCUCUACAAGAGCAACAAGUGAUUUUUUAUGAUUUUUUUCUCGUGUGUUUGUGACGGUACUUGGGCCUUUUAUAUUGCCUAAAUUGAAAUUCAUAUCCUGUGAUGUAUAAGGUAAAUAUAAUGUAGACUAAUGUAGUUGAUGACUUGAUGUGUAUGGAUUUACCUCUUGAAUCGAAAAUGACUAUGUGACAAAAAUAUGUCAGUGUGGAAUAAAACACUUGUUCUUUUGUUC